Molecule: messenger RNA, 1986 nt
Organism: Brassica oleracea var. oleracea
Lineage: Eukaryota; Viridiplantae; Streptophyta; Magnoliopsida; Brassicales; Brassicaceae
Exons: 7
Coding region: 1-1986 (661 amino acids)
Biological process (GO): DNA integration
Molecular function (GO): nucleic acid binding
Source: RefSeq, a predicted model, not a curated record
AUGGCAAUGAGAGCAUCAACUACGACGCGCUGGAAGUCUCCCUCAGGACGUGUAGACAUGUCUGGCAUAGGAGGGAAAGGGCUGUGGAGCCACAUCACUGAUGAUGGUCCGAAGUCAGGGGCCAAAGAAACUGAAGAAGGUGAAGAGGAAAAGACUCUCACCAAAGCUGAAGCAAAGAAGUGGGUGCAAGAAGACUUGAUGGUGCUCUCCGUGCUUCGUGUGUUUGAGUUGAAGAGAGCCAUUAACUCCAUGAAGCAAGAUGGAGGAGAGCUCACCAAACACAUGGGAAACUACAAGGAUGUCAUCAAACACAUCUUGAGAUCGCCUAACCUACCAUCCAUGGAGGAAGUAUGCGCGCAACUUCAGAAUGAGGAGGGAUCUCUUGGCAUGUUUGGAGGCAAGGGUGAGCUCACUAUGGCUCAUCAAGCUGAAGGAAUGCAAGCAAACAAGGAUGCAUACAGAGGCUCAGAAAAGAAGUAUGAAAAGUAUGAGGGAAGCUGUGAGCAUUGCAAGAGAACCGGUAACAAGAAGAGUGAGUGUUGGAUCCUACAUCCUCACCUCAGGCCACGCGGGUUCAACAGGGAUAGGGAAGCAAAGGCUCACCUUUCUGCUGAAGCAAAUGGUGCUGCUUCAUCCGGAGCUAGCUCAGGCGCUAAGGUGGGUGAAAGUGAAGGUAGAGUCUUGGCAUCUCAUCAACUAAUUGGAAAGGGUAUGGAUCAGGAGGUAUUCAAGAGAGCUGACCUUGAAGCCUUCUUCAAAGCUCUUAAGGAGUCUGGUAACACUCUCGGAAACACCCUAGGAUACUCAUAUGCUGCUCAUACAUUGCCUAGUACUACUGAUAAGUUACUAGACAUUUUUAAAAACUUUUACACUGCUGCUAGUAAUCCUAGUAAUACUGAUAGUGAUAAUAACCUGAUUAAAGACAUAGAACCGGCUCAUGAACAUGUUAUGAUUGCUAAUGGAGAUAAAAUUCCUAUUAGAGGAAUUGGUAAACUGAAACUGUUUAAUAAGGACUCUAAAGCAUUUUUGAUGCCUGAGUUUACUUCUAAUCUUUUAUCUGUCAAAAGAUUCACCACUGAUCUUCAAUGCAAUGUUAUCUUUAGUCCUGAUGAUGUUAAGUUUCAGGAUAUUAAGAGCAGCCACACAUUCAAAGUAGCUCAACAUGGGAUUCUACAUCAGACUAGUUGUCCUUACACUCCACAACAGAAUGGAGUUGCUGAAGGGAAGAACAUACACCUCAUGGAAGUGGCCCGUUCAAUGAUGUUCCACAAGAGUGUCCCAAAGAGAUUUUGGAGUGAUGCUGUGAUGAAUGCUUGCUAUCUGAUCAACAGGAUACCAACCAGAAUCCUAGAGAUCAACAUGAUACCAACCAGAAUCCUAGAGGAUCAGUCUCCAUUUGAGGUACUCAACAAGAGUCGACCAGUUCUGGAUCACUUGAGGACAUUUGGGUGUGUGUGCUAUGUACUGGUGCCAGGAAAGAUGAGAAACAAACUUGAAGCAAAGAGCACCAAUGCUAUGCUUAUUGGAUAUUCCGCAUCUCAAAAGGGAUACAAGUGCUUUGAUCCCACUGCUAGAAGAGUCUUGGUGUCUAGGGAUGUGAAGUUCAUCGAAGAUAAAGGGUAUUAUGAAGAGAAGAGUUGGGAGGAGCUUGAAGAGCUUUCUCAACCAUCAGAUAAAGCUGGGGGAAGUGAAUCUGAAGCUGAAGGGUUAAAAGAUCAAGGCUCAGAAGAAGCUGGAGGUCUAGAAGAUCAAGGCUCAGAUUCUCCUGUCCAAAGUGGAGAUGAAUCAGUAAGAGAAGUUCAGAAUGAAGGUCAGGAAGCUGGAGAAGAAAUCCAGAUACAAGAAGAAGUUGUUGAGGAACAAGUAGAAGUUCCUUUGAGAAGAAGCACACGAAUAAGGAGGGAUGCUUCCGAGUGGGCAAACACGAGAAACUGGGUAAACACGAGAGUGUACUACAAUGCCCAGGCUGUGGAGCAUUCUUCCUAA